GUGCAGAGUGGGUGGUUCUGGGGCAGAGGUUUCGUUUUCGGUUCAGGCUGUGUUGUCUGUUGUUACCGCAACGUUUUUCGAGAUUUGACAACAUGUCUACCAGCUGUACAGUCUGUGUCCGUGGAUACCCCGCUGACCUGCCACCGGAGCGAGUGGCUGACAAGCUGACAAUCCAUUUCCUGAGAGCACGCAAUGGUGGUGGUGAAAUUGUCAACAUUGAAUUUGCACCAGAGACCCCAGACUGUGCCAUUAUUACUUUUGAAGAUGCAUCAGUGGCUCAGCGAGUACUGAAAGCCAAAAGGCAUGUCCUGUCUGUAAGUGGGGAAAACUAUCCUUUGGAAGUGACUGCGUACCCCACUGAAUUGAAUCCCAAUGAGGUCUUUGUCCGUGUCCACAUGAAGAUUGAUUAUGGAUGCGUCCCCAAGGGCAAGGAUGUCUUGUGCAGUCUGUUCAAGCAGUACAAAGGCAUCCACUUCAACUUUAAUCCCCAGGAGAUGACUUGUUCUGUCAAAGGGUCCUUCACAGAGCUUCAGGCUUUCAGCUCAGAGCUGCUCAGAUCCCUCAGGAGCAAGCAGAGAGGAACCGUCUCUCAAGAAAACAGCGGGAGAUCUGCAGGCAAGGCUCCAGGAGAUGGGGCCUCCCCCCAUGAGGUGGCACAAGAUGAGAAGAAGGAGACUGUUGGGGGGCCAUUAUCCAUCCAGAACUCUGUGGAGAGUCUCGUAGAACCACCAGAGGACUUCUUGUUGGUAAUAGAUUCUGACAUUUACCUUUACAUGCAAAGGUUCUGCGAUAAGGAACUCAGCAACAUUUUGCACCAUAACCAGGUGAGCGUGGUGGAUGUAAAUAGUGAUGGUGUCACCACCCUCUAUCUGCAGGCAGCAUCGGAUGGGGCUGGGGGAAUGAGUGCUCUUCUGUCCGCUCACCUGGCCAUUUCUCAGCUUUCUCAGCAGCUGGAGGCCACUUUGCGGAAAGAGAAGAUCAGCAAAAAAGAUUUGGGAGCCCAUGGCGAGAGGGCCCUACCAGGGGAACUCCAGAGCCUCUGUCCACUGCUCUUGUGCCAUGAGGACCAUGAGAAUUUUUAUUUUGUUGGGAAUUUGAUGGACAUUUUACAAGCCAAACAACAUGCUGAAAAAAUUAUUGCCACAAGAGGAGUAUCUCAAGACUGUCAAAAAGAUGAUCCCUCCCAACCGUCCCACUUGCCAGUGAUCCACAGGCAGAGUGCUGUGCCAGGCCAACUCAAAUCCUCUGAAGAAUCUGGAUUGAGAAACCUGAAUUCACCCAAGCCCAAUGGCAAAACUGAACACAAACUGGCUGCCAAAUUUAGCUCGAAGCCUUCCCUUCCAUCCAUGUCAAGCCUGGGUACUCCACUGGUACGAAAGUUCUCUGGGAGUUUGCCUGCUGACAGCCAACCUCCAGACAGCGAAGUGCAGUUUUCAGGAGUGGCUGCCACUGCUAUCGAACCUGAGAGCCUGAUGAGGGAGGCCAUGCAGUUCCAGAAAGCACCACAAGGGCCAAAAACAGAUCCACCACAGGCCACGCUAGGAGGUGCUGUGUCAAGGUUUGAGGGCUUCACAAACUCUGGUUUCAAGAAGUCUUUGUCUCUCCAUGUUGACUCCAGUGUCUUCAGAUCCUUGGACCUCUUUGACACCACAGGGGCUGCAGACAGCCAAAAAUCAAAACCAAGGCUCCUCCUCAGACGUUCCCAUAGUCUUUCGUGGCAGAAGCCCCUGGACAGCACUGAGUCCGUGGCUGAACUACAGCAGCUAGCUGCCAAGGACAGUGUGAACCAUUUGCAGAAGGAAGCUCAAGAGGAGCUCCAUACUCUGCAGAAAGAGGUCAGCCAGGAAAGAAUGACCCAGAAGGAGAAAGCUUGUGAAGUAGAAUCUCAGAGUGCUGAACAAAGACAUGCUAACUCCAUUUUGCUUGCAGUCCAGAGAGGUGAUGGCAGACUUUCAGGCACACAAGGAGCGGAGAACCUUACAAAGGACCUUAAUUACGUCUUUGACAGCUUCAGCUACUCUGAGCUAGGCUUGGAGGGACCUGAAGAUGAGGUUCUGACUGAUCUGUGUAACUACCUGAAAGGUUGUCUGACCGAAGUUCUCAUCCGUCGAGACAGGUACAAGCUCAGCCUUGCCUACCCUUAUGAAGCAAAGGUGCAGAUUCUGGAAGCAUUUAAUUUCUUCUUUAAUCAGAGGAAGGCUUCCCUUUCUGAGCAACUCCUUCGCUCUGAGGUGCAGCAAGGGAAAACUGUGGAUGAGAUGUUGAGCACAGAGAGCCAGAGGAGCCUCCAGCAGCUGACGGAAAACAGCAAAACCAGCUGGUCAAAGAGCCCAUCCAUCCCAAGCAGCUUAGAUGAACAGAAAUUGUCCUCCCAGAUUCAGCAGUUGCUGAGUGACAAUGUUGCCCAGACUCUGUUGGUGCAGGAUUUUGCAAGUGACAGAGAAGCAGGACAAAGCAAGAGUCUCAGUCACAUCCCUGAUGCCAACAAGCAAGGCCUGCCUAGAAAACCUGUUGCUGAAGUCAGACAAAGGUUGCUGGAGAAAAUCCAUUUUGAGCAAGACUACAGCAAGGAGGAAUGCAGCCAAGAGGCAGAACGGGCCCAGUGGUCCCUGCCUAUUCUGCCACCAGGUGUUGACUCAGUACCACUGUGGGUGCCAGGCAAGCGCUCUCCCCCACCUGGAGAAGCUAUUGCCUCAGACACAGCUCUACAAACUGCCAGCCCAGGAAGGGAGUCCCUGGCUGGAGAGUGUGAGGUUUGCCAAAGUACCCCUGCCAUCCUCUCCUGCCACCACACUCUUUGCAAGACAUGCUUGUUGGCAGGAAAAAUCUCCUCCCCUAACGCCCGUGCUUCUGCUGUGAUCUCCGGAACUUUUACAGUUGCAACCUUGUCACAGAGCCUCCCUGGUUAUUACCGAGACCCAACACUCAAACUGAUAUAUGACAUUCCUGAUGGGGUGCAACGAAUGGGACAUCCUUGCCCAGGACAUUUGUACAGAGGAGGCCGUUUUGAAGCCUACCUUCCUGACAACCCAGAGGGACGGCGGCUGAUGGUGCUUCUGCACAAGGCAUUUGAACGUGGCCUGACAUUCCAGAUUCAAUCCUGCAACUCAGAGGAGAGGGUGACUUGGGGAGCUCUCCCCCAUAAGACCUCCAUGGAGGGGGGCAAAGCUAGAAAUGGGUACCCAGAUGCUCAGUAUCUCAAGAACAUCAGCUUGAAACUAAAAGACCUGGGUGUCGAAUGAAAGAAGAUUUCCCUCCCUCUUUCCCUUAAGAAUUUUGAAAAACCAGCUGCCUUCUGCACCUCCAAAGCCAGUCAUCAUCCUCAUCUCUGUUUCACUCCACAGGAGUUGGAAGAAUCUUCCAUUCGUCUGGGAUGAAAGACAUUGAGUUCAUGGGCCAUCACACCUCAGUCUAACUGUUAGCACAUAUUUUCCUCCUUCCACAGUUGUAUCUCCCUAUAUUAUUGUUUCUUCCUUCCCCUAUACAAGCAGCUCUUUUCUGAGGGAUGGAGAACUUCAGUGAGGCUGGGGAGGGGGGGUGAGACUAGUCAUCUACAUUUGCUUUUCUUCUUCUUUUAAUUUUUCUUUUGCACAUGAACU
Molecule: messenger RNA, 3599 nt
Organism: Pogona vitticeps (central bearded dragon)
Lineage: Eukaryota; Metazoa; Chordata; Lepidosauria; Squamata; Agamidae
Biological process (GO): protein ubiquitination; Notch signaling pathway
Source: RefSeq, a predicted model, not a curated record